Messenger RNA from Trichoderma asperellum CBS 433.97, 857 nucleotides. The record is from RefSeq and is a predicted model, not a curated record. Lineage: Eukaryota; Fungi; Ascomycota; Sordariomycetes; Hypocreales; Hypocreaceae.
CAAUACUCUCGUGAUUUGACUGGGCACUAACACUACCAACAGCUGCUUGCCGAGAACGCCAGACACCUAGCAACCACCCAUGGGCAAAGCUCAUCCGCAGGCCAGAAUCCCGAUCGGUUCCUCAGGCGCGAGUGCCUGCCCAAUAAAUCAUCAUCGCAUAGAAGCCCAGGACCACAAACACACAACUCAACAUAUGGAUUAUACUCUUAGGCGCUGAUAUGCUCUACCCUCUCCAAGCAUAUAAAACCUGGAGACAAAAGGCAAACAAACAAAAAAGAUAUCAUUGGAUUGGGCAUCUUGGCGCCCAAACAGCAAUCGGACUUGACGGAAUACGGCCACAGGAGGACCUCUGUUUUUACUUAUUAUUGACUGGAUGGAAAUGGAAACCAAAAAUUGAGGCGCACACGCAUACGAAAUACAUACGCAAACCCUCAAAAAUCAACAACCACCAAAAAAAAAAAAAAAAAAAGGCUGCCAUAAUAUGGACACAAGACGGCAUGGGACGGGAAUGGCUUAUACUCUCCCCCAGGUGCAAACCUGGUUCAUUAGCUCAUUUGUUUUGGAGUUUCACUAAGCAGGCAUUCUCCGCUGGGAUUUGUGUUUUUACUAUUGUUUUUGUUUGUUUCGUCUCUGCUCAUUUACACUUGGGACGGUUUCACAGGCGCAAAGUCAGUCAUUUUUGUUUAACAACCAGCUGCACUUUGCGCUGCUCUGCACUGCAUUAGCCUCUUUUCACAGAAGAGGAGGGAGUUCGUUUUUGGGAUUAUUGGAUAUGGAAACAAAGCGCAAUUCGAGUUGAGUUGUCUCAGCAGCCGGCCAGACAACAAGCCACGGCAACACAAGGAGGUGGCCAUACC